This is a messenger RNA of Fusarium proliferatum ET1, 711 nucleotides long. RefSeq lists its product as uncharacterized. The record is from RefSeq and is a predicted model, not a curated record. Lineage: Eukaryota; Fungi; Ascomycota; Sordariomycetes; Hypocreales; Nectriaceae. Gene Ontology annotation, biological process: tricarboxylic acid cycle. The transcript is spliced from 2 exons. Gene Ontology annotation, cellular component: succinate-CoA ligase complex (ADP-forming); mitochondrion. The coding region runs from base 1 to 711 and encodes 236 amino acids. Gene Ontology annotation, molecular function: succinate-CoA ligase (GDP-forming) activity; succinate-CoA ligase (ADP-forming) activity.
AUGAGGGAAGUCAAACCAGACGUCAGCGCCGUCUUUGUCCCCGCGAAAUUCGCAGUCGCAGCCAUUCUCGAGGCCAUUGAAGCAGAGGUUCCUCUCGUUGUCUCAGUCGCAGAGCAUGUACCUGUUCACGAUAUGCUUCGGGUUCAUGAGGUCUUGAGAACACAGUCCAAGACCCGGCUGGUAGGUCCUAAUUGCCCUGGCAUCAUCUCCCCGAAACAGUGUCGUGUAGGCAUAAUGCCCCACAAGCAGUAUACUCGCGGCUGUGUUGGUAUAGUGUCCAAGUCAGGUACUUUGAGCUACGAAGCUGUCGGGUCUACCUCACAGGUUGGCUUGGGACAGAGUCUCGUUAUAGGAAUGGGAGGCGAUAUGCUACCAGGCACGACCCUAGCAGAUGGACUGAAGCUCUUCUUCGAUCAUGACGAAACCAAGGGAAUCAUCGUCAUUGGAGAGAUUGGGGGCGAGGCAGAGCUCGAAGCCGCGGAGCUCAUUAGAGAACAUCGCCGCACGUCCCCAAGACCCAAACCUGUCAUAGCAAUGGUAGCAGGGCGCACGGCGCCUGAAGGAAAGGCUAUGGGACAUGCCGGUGCGAUCUGGAGAGAUGGAGAUGUUACUGCAGAGGCCAAGACUAAAGCCCUUGAAGAUGCGGGGGCGAUCAUCGUGCCGCACCCCGGAGUUAUGGGCGAAAGGAUGAAGGAGUUGCUUGGGAUGUAA